AUGUCUGGUCGACAACGUAGUCAUUGUUUUUGUGUGACUAUUAAUCAUGUUGAAUGGAAUAAGUCGUGUCUUGGUGAAUUUUUAACUAGUGGUGAUUUGGUCAAGAGGUUAGCUAUUGGUGAGGAAAAGUAUUCUCCACCAUUAGAUCCGGAUACUGGUAUGGUCGAUGAUUCAGUGGCUGUUGGACGUCAUCACCAUUGUUUUAUUGAUUUUAUCGAUAAGUAUUUUUUGGUGGAGGUACAAGAUAUUAUUAAUAAUUUUCUUGGUGAUGAACUUUAUUCGAUUGAUAUUCAGGUCUGUAAGUCUCCAAAAGCUUGGUUGAUUUAUUUGUCAAAAGAAGAUCGUUCACCGUUUUUAUACAACGUUCGUGUUAGUGAACUGUCGUUAUUUGCUCGUUGUUGGUACCAUCCAAGAACUAAGUAUCGUACGAUUCGUCAUGUCGACAAAGUUGAUGAAUUCAUUUGUUCACUUGGGCAAAAUGCAAGAUUUGCCCUCGGCAUCAUCGAGCAGCACAUUAAGGACCCUCGAUCACAGGAAGCAAAUCGACGAAGGGUAUAUGAACCCAAUAUUAAUUGCAAGAUCACGAGGGAUAUAUUAGGUGUUCUCAAUGAUGGGAUUAAUCAUUUAUAUCUAGUAGGUGCUCCAGGUUGUGGUAAGACCGAAGUCGUGGAUUAUUUUUUAAAGGGAAAAAUGUAUUGGAAGGCUGGAGAACCGAGUGGUUUUCUGUUUGGAACACUUUCCGACAACGUAGAUUCCAUUUGGUUCGAGGAUUUCGAUAUGUGCAAGUACCAAUGGCACUUGAAUACAUUGUUAUCUCUUAUGGAUCAUAAGGAAACUACGAUAUCGAAAAAAUGUUGUGAUGAUAGAACUAUCGUUUCUCCAGCACGACAUAUAUAUAUCUCUAAUUAUGGGAUGCCAAAUGAUUAUCCAAUGUUCAAGAGACGUGUUGUUGUUGUAGAUGUAACACACAAAAUGCAAGACUGUCAAGGCUGUGGUGAUUUUGGUGAUGUUACGGGUGCUCUGCAAGGUUUAACAUCUGAUCAAGCACAAGAAUUAUUUUCCGAUUUCUAA
Molecule: messenger RNA, 1071 nt
Organism: Rotaria sp. Silwood1
Lineage: Eukaryota; Metazoa; Rotifera; Eurotatoria; Philodinida; Philodinidae
Source: the annotation of a GenBank genome assembly